Galleria mellonella (greater wax moth) is the source of this 9535-nucleotide messenger RNA. RefSeq names its product zinc finger protein 774 (gene jim). The record is from RefSeq and is a predicted model, not a curated record. Gene Ontology annotation, biological process: negative regulation of transcription by RNA polymerase II; regulation of immune system process; regulation of cytokine production. NCBI's taxonomy places the organism in Eukaryota, Metazoa, Arthropoda, Insecta, Lepidoptera, Pyralidae. The transcript is spliced from 3 exons. Bases 404 to 2365 code for a protein of 653 amino acids.
ACCGCGGCGCGCGCCGGCCGCAUCCAAAACAUUCUAUUAUUUUAUAUUACGUGUUUCAUUUCGCGUAGAGUUUUGGACGGCGCUAGUUAUGCGGCGCGAAAUAUGCACUAAAUUGUGAUCAUUGGACAUUAAAAAUAAAAUGGAGCACCGUGAACGGUUUUCGUCAAACAAAAACAAUAUUUGUCGGCAACAUUUUUUGGUAAAACACCGCAACUAAACGCAGUUCAAACUAGAUUUUUCUUUUCUGGAUUCAUUUCACUCACAAACUAAUGCAGUUAAACAAGUUUCCGUUUGCGUAUGUUAUGUUUAUUUUUUCAAUGAAACAAUAACAAACUGUAGGAGUAAACUGUAGAGCGACAGACAGAGGGGGUUUGAGUUACGGGGGCAGAGAAAGAAGUAGAAGAUGGCGCUUGCUUCUUCUGUGAGCCUGUACUACUCCAUAGUGCAACGUGCUGCGAGACACUAUUUAGAAGAUUACUGUCAUACAGAUACGACAGCGCCGUAUGUGCUAUACAAAGAUGGUGUCGAGCGCGCUCCGCCUGGUACUCAAUGGGGUGGAGGCGUGCUGGACGGGGGAUACCAACCCAUGCAGCAUCAGAGCCCAGGCGGGCCAUCACCGCAACCCGAGCCCCAGCUUGCUUCUCCAGCGCCGUCCUCUCCAUACCCCCCAGCGCCACCCCCUCCAGACCCAACAGGAGCUGCGGAAGACGCAGCCCAACAACUCGCACAACAACAAGCACAACAACAACCGCAACAACAACAACAGCAGCAGCAACAGCAGCAACAAACAUCACCAGAGCACAUGCAAGUUGAGCAGCAGCUACAGAGUCAGCCGCAACCACAACCGCCUUCCCAAGAUCAUUUGGAUAGGACGCCAUGCUUUGUACCACAACCGGACUUACAGCAACAAUACGCAACACCAUACUUCAAAGAAACUAGACCGACUAGUCACAUGCUUGGGACUGGUGGUUUCCCGUUACAUUACUUAAAACAGAACGGCGUCCUAUCACUGGAAGGCCCAAUUGAUCAGUAUGGAGCUCCUGAACUCCGUCACUUACCGGACAUUGUCCAGCCUGAGCCCCCGAAACCACGAAAACAUAAUCCGAACUCAGAGUUGCGGCUUUUCAAAUGCUUGACUUGUGGCAAAGACUUCAAACAGAAAUCCACAUUACUGCAGCAUGAACGGAUCCACACGGAUUCCAGACCAUACGGGUGUCCAGAAUGCGGCAAGCGGUUUCGCCAGCAGUCACACCUGACGCAACAUCUCCGCAUCCACGCGAACGAGAAGCCAUACGCGUGCGUCUACUGCCCGCGUUCGUUCCGGCAGCGAGCCAUCCUCAACCAGCACCUACGCAUCCAUUCCGGUGAGAAGCCAUAUACGUGCGGCGAGUGCGGCAAACAUUUCCGCCAGAAGGCCAUCCUGAACCAGCACGUCCGCACACACCAAGACGUUUCACCGCAUCUGAUAUUCAAGAACGGGACAACGCCUACCCUGUGGCCCCAGGACGUGCCAUUUCCGGCUGACGAAAACAAAGAGGAGGUGCAGUCAACGUACGGUGACACGGAUGGACAGAACGGAGACCAACGUGGAUCGUGUUUCUCGCCCGGCGACACAGCCCAAUAUCCUGCUUACUUCAAAGACACUAAAGGUCUCAAUCAUACUGUCUUUGGCUCUGGUCUCUCUUUACAGUACUUAAAAGGUGGUAAACUGCCUGAUGUACUCGGUGGUCGCGCGAUGCCUUUAUACGUCCGUUGCCCUAUUUGCCAAAAAGAAUUUAAACAAAAGUCAACGCUUCUUCAACAUGGUUGCAUUCAUAUAGAAUCCCGGCCUUAUCCUUGUCCAGAGUGCGGCAAGCGUUUUCGACAACAAUCCCAUCUAACGCAACAUCUACGCAUUCAUACGAAUGAAAAGCCAUACGGUUGCGUUUACUGUCCCCGAUUUUUCCGACAACGGACUAUCCUUAAUCAGCAUCUUCGUAUUCAUACUGGUGAGAAACCUUACAAAUGCACGCAAUGCGGCAAAGAUUUUAGGCAGAAAGCGAUCUUAGAUCAACACACACGGACACAUCAAGGUGACCGGCCUUUCUGCUGUCCGAUGUCAAAUUGCCGGCGGCGGUUCGCAACCGAACCUGAGGUUAAGAAGCACAUCGACAACCAUAUGAAUCCGCACGCAGCUAAAGCAAGACGAGCUGAUGCCGCGAAAACGCCUCGGCCCCUACCCCCAGCGGCGGCAGUAGUGAAGCCAGAGCUCUACUUUCCACAGUGCUACGCGCCUUUUCAGCAAUUCCCGGCGACAAGUGGUCCGACAGAGUUCAAACCAGCGGUGGGGCCAGGCGCGCCGGUGCCGUGCCUGCCGGCUCAGUGACCCGCGCCUCCGCCUCGAUGGCACCCCGCGCCCACACACGCGCCGUCACACCACGACUUGUACGUUGCCGACCGACUGUACAAUUAAAUUCUUCGGUCCACCUUUUAUCCUGUCGAGACGAUAGGGUAUCGAAGGGUGCCCUGUAUUAGAAGUACAGUCCGGCCUUAAACCAGUAUACGACUCGCAUUGCGAGCUUUGUAAUGCAAAUUAUUGUUCGGAUCGCUGUAAAACAAGCUUCGAUCUGUAAAUAACGACAUUGUUUAUACUCUACCGAAAGUCUGUCGCGAAUGUACAGUUUAAAAGUUCAUCAUUAAUAGUGUUACCGUUGAAGAGCGAAUUCAGAUAGCGUUUUUUGCCCCGUAAUAUUAAGUUACCACGUAAGAGUUAGGUUUCUCGGUGAUUCUUCUUGACACGAGUACGGUCGAAAUCAUUAAAAUGUAAGCAGAUCGAACCAGAGAUUAGAAUUUAAAGCUCUACGUUGAAAACUAAAAGUAAGAAUUGAUCUUUUACCAUAAUUGCAAUAUUUCGCGAUGAAUGUUUCCGGUACAGUGUUGUGCCUAUUUGUAAUAAAUAUACAUAUUUUGUAGAUAUAUUAUAUUAAGUUAAUUUUAUUUACGAGUGUUAAGGGAUAUAAUCUGGCAGAUGGGGGGAGAUUAGAUGAAUUCAUGAUGCUCAAAAUAUCUUUAAAGUAAUAUGGUAAUGUAAGAAUUUACACGGUAACUUUAGGUCCAAAUUUAGAGAAAUUUUCGGAGAGUAAUACAUCAGAGAACAGAAGCAAGAAAGCAAACCAAAAACGUAGGUUACCUUUUGCCAUCUAAAUACAUAUUUUUUUUAGUACUUAACAAGGUGUUCCGUUACAUGAACGCAUUUACGUGAACUAUAAUAAUAAUCGAGAUACCGAGAUGUCUCUGUAACACUAUAGGUGCCAAAUAGUGUAGUGAUUUUUAAAUUUUUUCUACCAUUUUCUAUUAUAGUUGGCCUAGUUUAGGUUGUUACCAGUUUUAUCAACGAUUACGUGACAAUUUGAGAUGCAUUUAAAAGGAAAGGGUCAGACUGAGAAAGGACUGUGAUAGCUAGGUAGGUUAGAUGUCUAUUUCGCUCACUUAGCGUUAAACUUCGUAUGUUGUGACGAAACGUGAUUGAGAAUCCUUUUGGAGGAGUGAUUGAAUAAAAAAUUAUUCGAAUUUUCUUUUGAAACGAAAUUUGCUUUUGUGACUAUAUAAAACUCGAAAUUGCCAAACAGCUACGUAAAAAUUACGUUUUAUGUUCCUAAAAUAUCGAAAUUUCGCAUUUAUUUUAAAUACCGACUCUUUUGUGUCGGUUCAUUGCUUUCUCUUUAUUGACUGAUUCGAUGAAGUAAUGUUUGAAGAGUGAGAGUAGUGAAUUAUACCUUAAUAUAAAUGUAACGCGUGUGAUGUCGCCAAGUGCUUUGCCGUAGUUUGAUCCAGGAAAGGAGGAUAUGCCAGAAUAAUAUUGUUUCUAAUUUUAGCUUAGAUUUAUCGACUCUCGAAUUACAAAGCAAUUCGAUCAUUCAUCGCGAAAUACAUUUAGACGUUAGGGAAAUUAAAGAUAUUAUAUGAAUUUUGUAGCGUUGUUGAAAUACUCUGACUCUGAGUUGUGCGUCCUGGAUUAUUUCGCGUCCACACGAUAAGUAUCUAAUACAGUGCAUAAUGUAGACAUAGAAACUAUAUGGAAUUAUUUUAAACACGUCGAAACUUAUAUAGUGUAAGCGUAAACAGAGACGGAUGUAUCAAAUAUAUCGUUUCUGGUACAAUUUGAUUUAAAUAACGCAAUACAAUGGAGUCGAGCAGACUAUAAACUGUGAAACAGUGUCAGAAUAUUUCAUCAGGCUUUUUAACGUUUUUAUCAUCUCUGUUUGUAUCUAUAGACGACAUAUAUAUAGCUUAUUUUACGAUAUUGUGAUGGUUUCGUUUUCCUACCGCAUAAUAAGAACUGUUAUGUAUUAAAACUGAUAGAUGUAAUAAUAUUUGAAUUUGUGGGAGUCACAUAAUACAUUGGGUACCAUUAAUUUAUCACUUCUGGAAGUGAAUAAUGCAAUAUUAAGUUUAGUGGAUUUUGUGUGUUAUUUUUAUGACGAAUUAUGCAUUGGACUGUUACGAAAAUUAUAAACGAGCCAGUUUCGCCCGGCAGCCAGUUGGCUACUGGUGAAACUGGCCGCUUCACCGCGGCGUCGCGUUCGGGCGCAGUUUUGUUUACCGGUUGCUUUUCCUAUCAAACUUUUGGAGGUUUACAAAUGAAAAACACCAUUAUCGAGGAGUAUUAGCCAGUUAUCUUCAGUGACUAAAGUGUUCCACAAUGUUCACAACGUGUGAUCCUCCGAGGUGCGCGCGCCGCCCCCGCCCCCAGCCACAAGCAGUAACGAUAAGUUUCCGUUUCUACUAUAGUUUAUACACACAAUACAUACAGACAGCCUUAAACAAUAAUAGCUAAUAAGUAUUUUUAUACAGUACAUGAGAUAUAGAUAUAUUAUUUAUUCGAGAGGGACGGGCGCGGCGCGGCGUGCUCUAGUACAAAGUUUGAAUACAAACAUAGCACAGUGCCAUAGCCAUGAAAUAACCUCAGAUUUAUACUUAUUAGAUUUUUAUACCGAUACAAAUGGAUUUAAUUUUUAAAUAUAAACAAAGGUGAUUAAGUAUACAGAGAUUACAGAUGAUAUUUUAUACAUUUAUUACAAACAAUAUUAUUAAAAACGUAUAAUUGUGAAAUAGUCUUAACGUUAGUAUCGUACCUAUUGCAGUUGCAACGUGCUAAGUACCUAAGUAUAUUGAAAAACAGAUUUUCUAUAAGUUUUAAGUUGUGGGAAAUUGAUAUAUUUACCUAAAUCAAUUUUGCAUAACUUAUGUGUCAAAUCAAAAUAGAUAAGUUAUAGCAUUUCAGGUCUGCGCCAUGUUGCAAAGCACAUAUAAAUGAUCAAUUUUCUUUGCCCAAAAAAAGAUAUUGAACGACAACUGAACAGGUCAUGCUAUAUAUACGUAACAUUUUGCACCAUGGUUAUUUUCUAACGUGGUUAUUGUAAAUACAUAUCAUUGGGAAUGUUUUCAGACUGUGUUACAAUAAAUUAUUUUGAUUGAAUGAAAAACAUGCGGGAAAAAAUACAUAUAUGUAUGGCAGUAUGAAUCUCAUUUCCAGAUCUUUAGAUGUAUCACGUUAAUUUCUAAAAACAAUUUUAAAAAAAAACUCCUCGCCCACGCUGUUCUGUUCAAAUUGCUCAUUUUGUUAAGUUUUGCUCAAAUAUUUGUGUAUGUAUCUAUUACAUUCAUUAUAGUUACACUAUUAGCAUACUUUAUGUACGAGAGGUUAUUGUAAAAUACUUAUUUGAGAGCACGGUUUUGCUUUUCUUAUGCAACUAUUUGUUAAGUAAAUAUACCCCAGUCUUGUUCUAUACCAAUUAAGUAUGAUAUUGGACAUAUCUUGUGGCCCCUGCGGAUUGGAUGAGCGUAGUCUUCACUCUAUUAAUCAUUCUGAGCGUACCGUCCAAUUCUGAAUCAUUCUGAACGUUCGUCUAUCAUCAAUUAUGAUUUUCUUUACGUCAAGAGUUUCCUUUAAAUACAUUAAGUUUUUAACAUGUUCCUAGCCUUUAAAAUUUGUAAUCUAUUAUAGUUUUAUAUUUUUGAAUUCAUGUAUUAGUUUUUCUGUUUUAUUCUAUAGUGUAAGAGGCAGAUGUGAAAUAAAUAUGUCUAUGGUACACUCGAUUUAUGUCACAAUUUAUAAAUUUAGAACAAAUUUUCAUAUACGAAUGUGUAUUUAUUUUAAAUAUUUCUAAUGUCACUCAUCAGACAAAUGAUAGCAUUUUCAUAAUUUGAACAUUGUUCUGCAGAUACAAUGUAGGCAACAUUGAAAUUUAAUGAAAAUCUAAAGAAAACUUUAUUGAAAGAACAUAGGCAACAUUUUAAAAAAUACUAUUCUUUGUCGAUGCCUCCAGGUCUGCCUCUUUAUUACGAGUCAUAUUUUCUUGUAAUAAUUAUAGAUGAAAUGAGAUGAUUGAUAUUUGUUAUAUCAACAGAGACGCAUUAUUAAUAUGCCUACAAGCAAAGUAUAAUUAUAUUUCAUCAUAAUAUAUCCGAGUGCUACCCUUUAUAGCUGUUUACCUACUUAUUUUUAUAUGCAGUAAGUGUUUAUGUUGUUAAGGAUAUAAAAGGAGAGAAUAAGAUUGCAUCGUGGAAGUAUACUUUGCAUAUAACGUAAUAAUAAUUACUGAUUACAUGUAAUUGAAUGUCAAUUGUAUUAAAUACAAUAUACCUAGCCGGGCAGUGAGAGUUUAACUGCACCACUGUCCGGAUCGGUGGCGAAACGUCUUAGAAAUAGUCGGUUAAUUUAAAUAAAACGUCGUUCGUUCACUUCGUUCAUUCGUUCAGUAAUUUUUUGAAUAAUGCAUUUAUUGUGAUCUCAACAGUAUAAAAUUUAGAUACAAUAAGGUAAUAAUUGAUGAUCGCUUAAAAUUUACAUACAUUAUUAUGUGUCUUCCUACCAUGAAAAUAGAUUCGAAAUUUCGGAGCCGAAAUAAUAAUAAUAUUAAUAUCGCUAUAAAUGCGACCAAAAUGGAUAAUUUCGCUCGCUCGUAUUGUCUGUGGCUGAUACUUAUUGUUACAUGUUUAUGACAAACGAAACGUCAAUCUGUUUACAAUUCUAAUUUCGAUAUGAACAUGCUUCAUCGUACUCACAAAAUUUAGGCUCGAAACUUCGGAAGUACGUUUCAUGGUAGACCCCCUGGCGUUUCAAUUUUCAUUUUUCGCAUUUCCAUCUUCAAUAUCAAGGAAACUGUAAAUAAAUUCUUGAUUUGACUUUUACGUGAAAUCAUUUCAGAUAAUUCAAAAUGUGUCGAUUCACCGUUACAUUGGAAUAUAAAUCGUUUGUUCUAAAUAUAUAUAUUUCCUUCAUGAUCGCAUUGUAAAACAAUAAAAGCAAUUUUCUUUUCAAUAUACUCGUAUAUAAAAAGGAUCCUUGAUUAAAGGGUUUGUAGUAUAAAAAUUUAGUUGAUAGAACGUUGGCUACGAAUUAUUUAAACGUCUUCCAUGUUUCGUAUAGUUUUAGUGUUACGACGUUCUAUAAUUUGAGCUUAUUGUUUACUUUUCGCCGUUGAUAUUGUCAUAUGCCCUUUAUUUGUACAGUUCAUGUGAUUUUAUGUGGAAAAAACAUACUAUGGUCGCUAGAGCGACGUCAGUGCAAUACACUUGAGUUUCGGCGGAAUGUUCUAAUAAUUUAUUAUUAUUAUUUUUAUUUAAUCAAUAUAGUUGUUAAUGUAGAUAUCAAAAAAUAAUUGGUAGCCAACACAAAAUGGCCUAUGUGUUUUUUUUUUCUAAUUAGAUACAACAUUGUGUACUACACUGCCACUCGCCGACCGCUGUCAGUAACAUUUAAUGUUUAAAAUAAUUAAUUUUUUAUUACAAUAGAGACUUGUUGAAUACAGUUCCACAAUAAAAUAAGUGUUGUUGAAUUUUUUAUAAAAGAUAAAUACAUAUUAGAUUAACGAUCUUGUAGUCUGGAUUGAGUUUUUUGCAGAUUUUAUUGGGUGAAACGUUUUUAAGUCGAUAGUGACGCGUCGCCUGUUUAGCUUAUUUUUGCUAUAAUACUUAUUUGAAGCAAUACAAUAAACAAAUCUACAUAUACCAGAUAGUACAAUAGAUAUACAGAUUAUACAAUAUAUACAAUAGGUUAAACAAUAAAGCGGUGAUAUUAUAUUAUACACGAUUCACUUUUCUUUAUAAAGAAGCGUGACAGGCGGCGCGCCUAACGACAUUUUGCUUUCAUUAGAAUGGGUGCUGUUAUAUUAUUAAUUGUACAUAUUUAUUGUAAUAUACAACAAUAGACUGGAUUUACAAUGUUGUUAGGUUUCUACAGAGUUAUCACCUGGAGCUAUUGAGAACUUAAUAUAUCCAUAUUUGUUUUCUGUACUAAAUAUAGAUAAUCUUUUGUCUAGACUAAUGGUUCUCUUUUUUUAUAUAAAAAAAUAUUGUAGAAAAUUUAAAUACAACAAAUGAUCGCCAUCAGCGAAAUGAAAUACCACACACGAAGGAAUGAGUAUAAAGUAAAGAAAAAUAGUGUUACAGUACUGACUGACUAUUACAUUUUAACAUUCAUCUGUUAUUUAAAUUCAAAAUUUAAUUACCUGACUUCAAGGUAAUUAAUUAAUAGUGUGCUUUAGAAAGUAACGCCAUCUAAUAUCAAUGUGCGAACUAAAACAAAAUUAACAAUACUUGAUCUUUAUAUAUAUAUAUAUAUAUAUAUAUAUACACGAAUAUGUAUAUGAGUAGAUAAUAUCUAAGAUUAAUACAUUGAAUAUUUCACCUUAAUUUACGCGGAAAGACCCGCAAAAUACAGCUAGUAGUAAAAAAUUAUAUUUUCCUUUCAGAUUAAAAAAGUCAUAUUGUUUUACAAUAGCCUUCUAUGAUUUAAGUAGAGGCUCAGAUUAUUUCGUCUUCGCGAAAGGCCCAAAUGAUCUCACUAGCUCCAGUCCUCAUGUUACAAUAGAGUGUAUUUUCUUACGGACCUACAAUGAAGAGAUUACCUAUAUAAAUUCAUUUUAGACAAUCCCAGAAUACAAGAUCUAACUUUUUACACACAACAUUUGCCGUUGAGAACAGAUUUGCUUUUUUCCAUUUUUAAUUUUCACGAUAAAAAAAAAGAAACAGUUGGUUGCGAUAUGGUCACAGUAAUUCAGGCGACAAAUUAAAAUGUUGGCAUUAUAAAAAAUUGUAAAUAUAUUUUCUAGUUCUUCCAAAAUGAAUAAUAUCAGUAUUAAAUACAAAAUUCGACUUUGGUUAGGUCAAAAGUGUACGUGUGAUCUAUAGAGAAUUUUUGCAUUAAACUUUCUUGGUGUAAUUUUAAAGUUUGAAUAUUUUUUAAUUAUAUUAUUAUUUUUUGUCUUUAUUAAGCUAUUAUAUUUUAAUUGUCUUAUAACGAUCUUGCCUAGACUUGCAUUUAUGUUAGUUACGUUACGUAUAAUACGUUUGAAGUUGAUACCAUCGUAUUUAUGUAUAUUAUAUUGUAUUAAGGGUUUUGUUUGUUUUUUUUUUUUGUCAUUAAUAGAAGUAAAAUGUUGUAAAAAGUAAGCUCGUUGUAUUUUAUCAAAUAAACACUUUUUAGUCCAACUGAAGCAAUACAAUGCAGUUUUAUUUUUAUAUACCCGUUAAUGGAGCAUAUUUUUCACGA